Temnothorax curvispinosus is the source of this 3295-nucleotide messenger RNA. RefSeq names its product V-type proton ATPase 116 kDa subunit a-like (gene Vha100-1). The coding region runs from base 189 to 2726 and encodes 845 amino acids. Lineage: Eukaryota; Metazoa; Arthropoda; Insecta; Hymenoptera; Formicidae. Gene Ontology annotation, biological process: vacuolar acidification; proton transmembrane transport. Gene Ontology annotation, cellular component: vacuolar proton-transporting V-type ATPase complex; vacuolar proton-transporting V-type ATPase, V0 domain; plasma membrane. The transcript has 8 exons. The record is from RefSeq and is a predicted model, not a curated record. Gene Ontology annotation, molecular function: proton-transporting ATPase activity, rotational mechanism; ATPase binding.
ACCUCGUGACUGAUCGAUCGAUCGUGCCUGGCCCGUCGCCUGUCGCCGCGACACUAUCACGGCUGAUCACGCAGUUUCAGGGUUUGCGAUAAGGCGGAUGAAGUGUCACUUGGAGACGUCGUCGGCCGAUGCUCCUGGAAUAAGAUCCAUUCGAUCGUCCCCGCGGCACGUUACUUCCAACCACGAAGAUGGGCUCGCUCUUUCGCAGCGAGGAGAUGACUUUGUGUCAGCUCUUCCUUCAGAGCGAGGCCGCGUAUGCCUGCGUGUCCGAGCUCGGCGAGCUCGGCCUGGUGCAGUUUCGCGACUUAAAUCCCGACGUCAAUGCCUUCCAACGGAAGUUCGUCAACGAGGUGCGCCGUUGCGACGAGAUGGAGCGCAAGCUGCGCUACCUGGAGAAGGAGAUCAAGAAGGACGGCAUCCCGAUGUUGGACACCGGUGAAAAUCCGGAGGCGCCGCAGCCGCGGGAGAUGAUCGACCUGGAGGCCACCUUCGAGAAGCUGGAGAACGAGCUGCGGGAAGUGAAUCAGAACGCCGAGGCGCUCAAGCGCAACUUCCUGGAGCUGACCGAGCUCAAGCACAUCUUGCGAAAGACUCAGGUCUUCUUCGACGAGGCUGAGCAUGGAGGUGUCGUGUCGCAGAUGGCAGACCCCAGCCGUGAAGAAGAGCAAGUCACUCUGUUGGGUGAGGAGGGCCUCCGCGCCGGCGGCCAGGCUCUCAAGCUCGGCUUCGUCGCGGGAGUCAUCCUGAGGGAACGCAUCCCCGCGUUCGAGCGCAUGCUGUGGCGUGCGUGCCGUGGAAACGUCUUUCUGCGCCAGGCGGAGAUUGAGACCCCUCUGGAGGAUCCUUCGACGGGGGACCAGGUGUACAAGUCGGUCUUCAUCAUUUUCUUCCAAGGCGAUCAGCUGAAGACUCGCGUGAAGAAGAUCUGUGAGGGCUUCAGGGCGACCUUGUAUCCCUGUCCGGAAGCGCCAGCUGAUCGUAGGGAGAUGGCUAUGGGCGUUAUGACUCGCAUUGAGGAUUUGAACACUGUCUUAGGACAGACGCAAGACCAUCGUCAUCGCGUCCUCGUGGCCGCCGCGAAGAACAUCAAGAACUGGUUCAUCAAGGUCCGCAAGAUCAAGGCAAUCUAUCACACUCUGAAUCUUUUCAACUUGGACGUCACUCAAAAAUGCCUGAUCGCCGAAUGCUGGGUGCCUGUCCUGGACAUCGAGACUAUCCAACUGGCAUUAAGACGUGGGACGGAACGCAGCGGGAGUUCUGUUCCUCCCAUUCUGAACCGCAUGGAAACGUUUGAAGACCCGCCGACGUACAAUCGAACGAACAAGUUCACGAAAGGGUUCCAGGUGUUGAUCGACGCUUACGGGGUCGCAUCUUAUCGCGAGAUGAACCCUUCACCCUACACCAUCAUUACAUUCCCAUUUCUAUUCGCGAUAAUGUUUGGUGACACAGGCCACGGCCUUAUCAUGUUCCUAUUCGGUGGUUGGAUGGUGCUGAAGGAGAAGCCACUAGCGGCUAAGAAGAGCGACAACGAAAUCUGGAAUAUUUUCUUCGGUGGCCGUUACAUCAUCUUUCUUAUGGGCAUAUUCUCCAUGUAUACCGGUCUAAUUUACAAUGACAUAUUCUCCAAGUCGCUCAACAUCUUCGGCUCUAAUUGGAUGAUAAACUACAAUCGGAGUACCGUCCAGCAUAACAAAGAGCUGCAAUUGGAUCCCAAUUCGACAGACUAUGUCGAUUAUCCAUAUCCGUUCGGCAUGGAUCCUGUGUGGCAGCUGGCGGAAAAUAAGAUCAUCUUUCAAAACUCGUACAAGAUGAAGAUCUCCAUCAUCUUCGGGGUGCUGCAUAUGUUGUUCGGCGUGAUGGUAGGAUUGUGGAAUCACAUGUACUUCAAGAAGCGCAUGAACAUUACUUGUGAGUUCGUGCCGCAGAUAAUUUUCCUCAUGGCGCUGUUUCUCUACAUGGUAAUUCUCAUGUUUGCCAAAUGGAUCAAAUACGGCCCGAAAAACUUGCCGAUCGAUGGCCCCGGCUGUGCGCCCUCGGUCCUCAUCACUUUCAUCAAUAUGGUGCUCUUCAAGCCCGCCACCAAAGUCGGCAAUUGCGACCCCUACAUGUAUGGCGGUCAGAGCGGCCUGCAAAAGUUUCUGGUGGUCGUAGCUCUGCUCUGCGUACCGUGGAUGCUGCUGGCGAAACCGAUCUUGAUGAUGCGCAAUCGUAAAAAGCAGCACUACCAGCUCAACAAUCACGGUGCCGAGAACGGCGACGUGGAGGCCAGUAUGGGGACUCUCCAACAGAGCGGGGGUGUUCCACAGAGUGGCGGCGGUCACAAGGAGGAAGAAGAAGACAUGACGGAGGUGUUCAUCCACCAGGGCAUCCACACGAUCGAGUACGUUCUCGGCAGCGUGUCGCAUACCGCUUCCUACUUGCGUCUCUGGGCCUUAUCUCUGGCCCAUGCCCAGUUGUCCGAGGUGCUGUGGAACAUGGUGAUGAGAAACGGUCUGGCGAGAGAGGGAUGGGAUGGCGGCAUUGUCCUAUACCUUAUCUUCGCCUUUUGGGCGGUGCUCACCGUAGGCAUCCUCGUACUCAUGGAAGGUCUUUCGGCGUUCUUGCACACGCUUCGUUUACAUUGGGUGGAAUUUCAGAGCAAAUUCUAUUCUGGUUUGGGCUACAGCUUCCAGCCGUUCUCCUUCGAGAUCAUCCUCGAUGCUGCGCAGGCCACCACCGAGGAUUAAAAUAAUUAAUCAUCGUUAAUUAAUAACUGCUCUUGAUUAUUAUUAGUACGAGCGCGAGGACGACGUGAAUUCGAUAGCUGCUCGAUCGAACAAGUCAGUUAUGAAUAGUUAAUGAGAUGACUCUUAUAAAUAAAAAUGUGUACGUAGAGUAUCGAUUAUAAUAAUCGAUCAAAGUACGGAAAUUAUUUCCUCCUUAUCUUGUGUAAUCUUCUAAUUGUAAACAGAACGUUGAUCGCAAAGCGCAAGAUUCGUAACGCACAAGAUCAUGACAGAGAAAAUAUUCUCGCGAUAUUAUAAAUUUCUUCCUUGGUCGAUUAGAUUACAAUCGAAUUCAAGAUCUAAAGCCCUUUUUCCCUAAAUGAAAUGUUGACUAUAUCUACUCGUCAGUCGUCGUCUAAUAUUAGAAGUUGUGCAAUUUUAAAAACCCUUAUGCAAGAGCAGUGCAUAAUUCUUCAUGCAUACUGUAGAGCCUGUAGAUCUGAAAACAAAUGUAUGUCGCGUCGGCGACCGAUUGAUGUUAUUCCAUAUAUCUGUACGUAAUAAAAAAAAAAUGUGGCAUAUGUUGAAAA